Funneliformis geosporum is the source of this 213-nucleotide messenger RNA. The record is from the annotation of a GenBank genome assembly. Lineage: Eukaryota; Fungi; Glomeromycota; Glomeromycetes; Glomerales; Glomeraceae.
CAUGAUAAUCAAAUGUUUAGACUGGUUUUAAAUAAUGAAGGGGAAGCGUGUAGAAAUAAUUGGAAAUUAACUCAGAAUUUGCAGGCAUAUGCUCAAAUUCAACGUAGAGAUGGUCAAAUUACUGAACAUAGGAGAACUCUUAGAAUUAGCAUAGACAUUAUAGAGAUAAAAGCAGGGAACACCAGAAAUAGCGUGAUAUUACUCAAAGAUUAG